This is a messenger RNA of Phycodurus eques (leafy seadragon), 6545 nucleotides long. RefSeq names its product chromodomain protein, Y-like (gene cdyl). The coding region runs from base 182 to 1789 and encodes 535 amino acids. Gene Ontology annotation, cellular component: nucleus. Gene Ontology annotation, molecular function: transcription corepressor activity. NCBI's taxonomy places the organism in Eukaryota, Metazoa, Chordata, Actinopteri, Syngnathiformes, Syngnathidae. The record is from RefSeq and is a predicted model, not a curated record. The transcript is spliced from 7 exons.
GUGGAAGUCGAUCCGCGCGGACGCUUCCUGCAGGUUAAAGGCAACCAGCUAGCAGCUAACAGCUAGCUGAGUGCGUCAAAUAAAGUCGUCGCCCAGGUGAAGCGAACCGCCGACAGCUUUUCAUGCUGGCGACUCGCUGACAACACUUCCACAAACUUGUUGGCUGUCGUGUUCCGUCUCCAUGGCUACCGAAGACUUUUACGAGGUGGAACGGGUCGUGGACAAGCGCAAGAACCGCAAGGGGCGGACGGAGUACCUGGUUCGAUGGCGAGGGUAUGGCUGCGAAGGUGAUACGUGGGAGCCCGAGAGUCACCUGACCACGUGCAUGGUGUACGUGCACGACUUCAACAGGCAGUACGCCCAACAGCAUCGAGACGCCACCCUGCUGCGCUCCACCCGCAGCUACCCGUGCGGCCCGACCGCCGGCGUCGGACAGCUUAUGUCCGCCGGCGGCCCGGAAACCAUCUCGGCCCUUCGGCCCGCCCCAGCUCACCUGCCUGCCGCCGCCGGACUAGAGGAGACGGCGGGUCCAAUGGCGGCGCCUCCGAUGUCCGCGCCGCCGGUCGGCCCCGCCCGUCGCAGUCUGGACCUUUCCAAAAGCGGGAUAAAAAUCCUGGUGCCCAGAAGCCCCAUGAACAGCCUUCUUGAGUCGCCCAGCGAGGCGGCGUCCAGCGAGGCGGCCCACAGCACAGAUGCCGGUGCCCGCGACGCCCACGACGUGCCCCCCGAGGUCGCCCUGGAGCAACCAACCGACGUGCAGCUCGGCCCGGGGCAGCUGCGCGCCCGCAUGGGGAUCAGGUCGCGCAGCCACAACACCCCGCCCGCAACGCUCACUGCCGUGCGAGCCCUCAAUGGCGCAGGCGCUUCGGGCACGACGGAGGACAUCGGGGCCGGCGGGGCGCCGGCAGGUACCGUGGCGACGGGCGCCCCGACAAAACGUCGUCCGGAGGAGCGCGGCGCUUUUGACAAACGUUUGCGCUUCAGCGUGCGUCAGACGGAGAGCGCCUACCGCUACCGCGACAUUGUGGUCAAGAAACAAGAUGGCUUCACGCACAUCCUUCUGUCCAGCAAGAGCUCGGAAAACAAUGCACUCAACCCUGAGGUGAUGAAGGAGAUCCAGAGCGCCAUGGCGACGGCGGCGUCCGACGACAGCAAGUUGGUGUUGCUGGGAGCCGUCGGCAGCGUCUUCUGCCGCGGCCUCGACUUCCUCUACUUCGUCAAACGUCUCACGGACGACAGAAAGAAGGAGAGCAUCAAGAUGGCCGAAACCAUCAGGACCUUCGUGAACACGUUCAUCCAGUUCCGUAAACCUAUCGUGGCUGCCGUCAACGGGCCGGCGCUGGGAUUGGGCGCCGCCAUCUUGCCGCUGUGCGACGUGGUGUGGGCCAAUGAGAAGGCCUGGUUCCAGACACCCUACGCGGCGUACGGACAGACGCCCGACGCCUGCUCCUCCUUCACCUUCCCGCGCAUCAUGGGCCCCCCCUCGGCCAACGAGCUGCUCCUGAGCGGCAGGAAGUUGACGGCGCAGGAGGCAUGUUCGAAAGGGUUGGUCUCGCAGGUUCUCUGGCCGGGAACCUUUGCGCAGGAAGUCAUGCUGCGCGUCAAGGAACUGGUUGCCGUCGACUCGCUUGUCCUGCGUGAGUCCAAAGCCUUGAUGAGGAACUCCAGUCGAAGUUCUUUGGAGCAAACCAACGAGCGCGAGUGUGAAGCCUUGAAGAGAAUUUGGGGCUCGUCGCAGGGAACCGAUGCCAUUUUGCAGCACCUGCAGAGAAGCAGAGAGCUCUACUAGGACCAGGAGCAGGACUUGUUUGUGGAUGUGGACCUAGACUUGCUUCCAGGUGUGGACUGGACUUAUUGUUUGAGCAUAAAGUAAGUUAUGAGUGGACCUAUACUUGCCCCCAGGUGUAGACUGGACUUACUGUUUGAGCAUAAAGUAAGUUAUGAGUGUUUUCUUCGUGAACUUGUAACUAUACUGAGCUCGCCUGAGGAUCCCCAACAUGAAAUUUGAGCCAAGGUUUGAAGCGUCCUAGUUGAUGCUAAGAUAGCACAGCUCCUUUCGAUGUCACAUGAUGUAGUUGGCACAUUUGUGCUUUUUCUACAUUGGCAAGUAAACAGAAAGAGGAGCAUUGUAGUACUCGUUUCAAUUGACAAGGAGACCGCCCCCCCCUGUUCAUGCAACCUUCCACCCUCCAAGCUCCAGCCAAAUGUAAUUUGUAGCUUUUUUGUCUGGGUCCCCAGCCACCAGGCCACCCACAGAGACUGGGCUUUUUUUUGUUUUUGUUUUGUUUUUUGCGUAGCGGUAGACAGGGCUCAAAAAUCUAAGUCACGCAGGUCGGUGGAGCUGUCCACCCAAACACCAUCGGGGGGCCCCUCCGAUGGCAGGUCACGAGUGCCAAUCAAUUGGAACAAAAAAUAUUUUAUUGCUCAUUGAGUGCGAAAUAAGUUGUUUUUUUUUUGGGGGGGGGGUGCAUGCGCCUGUGCCUCUGUCAAAAUUUCAGUCAGGUGAUACAGAAAAAAGCAAACCCACAAGCUACCAAAAAACGGGUUUAAAAAAAGAGGAAAAAGAUUACCCCAAGAUUGGACAGGCUUGUUGAAGAGAAACAAGCGCCGGCUCCCAACUGAAUACAACAACUCUGUUCAGUGGAAAGCUGAGUUGGACCUCUAAUCAUUUGUUUUUAUCUUUACCUGAAACUUGUUCUUGGCGAAAAAAUGUUGGGGACCUGCUUUUACGUGACCCAUCUCUACCUUCCCGUAGGCAGGGGCUUUUUCUCCAUUACGUUUAUAACUUAAACCCUCUAAAAGCAGUAGCUCAAACUUAACCUCUUUUCUAGAUGUGUGACACCAUGAAAUGUUCAAACCCCCCCCCCCUUUUUUUUUUUUUUUUUAACUCUUGCCUCUGUCAAAACAAAUGACUUAACGAUUAUGCAUCACAAAAAAACAUCUUUAUUUACCAAAAUAAAAGGUGAUCUUCUGUGGCAAAGUAAAAUGCUCUUCCAAACAAAACAAUUUCUCAGCAUAAUAAAAACUUGCGUAAUUUAACCUAUGUGCCGACCUAAGAAUAUGUUUAGAAGAAAUUGGACAUUUCAAGUUAUUAACUAUAUUUUCUCUCCUGAUAAACGUCCGAGUCCAUUUGAAGUUUUUCAACCGGUGGGUGUGGUCAUGAGGCGGGCGUGGCCAGGUGCAGAGAGUAGGCGUGGUCAGGGAAGAGCAUCAGCGUGUAAAAGUUUCGCUCGUGCGCAUACAGAUUGUCCGCAAAGCCGUAAACCGUCAGAGCCGCCCAUGGCGGGGAGUGGGGCCGCUCCAGGAAGUGCCUGCAACAAACACACGGGAGGACGAUGGCUGAUCGGCGGCCGGGAUCUCGAGGUGCGGGUCAAAGGUUACCUGAGCUGCUGGAUGAGCGUCGUGACGUUUUCAGGAAGCAGCAGACCGCGCGCAGAGAGUAGAAACGAGCUCGGAGAAGACGCGACGGAUUCUUGAGGACACGCCAGCGAUGACAGGAAGCUGUCGGCGGCGUUGGCGCUGCAAUGACAGAGUCAUCGAGUCAUAAAACUAAAGUGACAAUGUCGUUGUGUCACGUGACCGGCGGUCUCGUCUCCUCACCGGCUGAUGUCGGCUUGGACGGCCCCGAGCCACUCCAGAAAGCUUAAGGGGUCGUAUGAGUGCAGGUCAGAGGUCAGCGGGGCAGGGCAGGUCAGGUCAGUCAGUAGGCGACUGCUGACCUCUGGCAUGUGUUGUGACCAAUCGUAUCGUGAGAGCAGCAGCUCGAGUGCGUCUCUGCCACCUGCGCACACACAGCUAAAGAUGAUGAACGCAGUGAAGGUUUUUGAUGUUACACGGGGUCUUUGGAGGUCCCGUUUACCACGACGUGGCAACUCCCCACGUUCUGACCGUUUCCCACCUUCAUUGAGCCAAUCUCAUCGUGCCGCGCCAAAGAAAAACGUGUCGACCGGUACCUUGAUUCCAAGUGCCGCAACUUGCGAGUUGUCUUGAGUUUUUGGAGCCAUCCCAUGGUCAUUUUUUUUUUUUUUUUUUUACACGUCAACAUCUGAAUGGACUACAGCAGUGGUACUCAAACUUCUGACACCAAGUACCACCUCAAAAACUACUUUAAUAUUUAAUUCAGUGAUUGUUUCACAUACCACUAGAGGGAACCUGCAUACCACUAGUGCAGUGGCACAUAUUUUACCAUUGAAACAUCUCACGGCACACCAACAAACAAAAAUGUCACAAAAAGUGGCUACAUUAAUUACUGUAUGUACUUCCUGCCAUCUAAUAGAAGAGCAUUUAUUUGUUCUGUCUGUCUCUUUGCCUCACUGGCAUAAAUAGAUAAAUAACAAUACAUUAUUUCUUGGAAAUAAUUUUUUUAGCAAUGACCGUAUUUUCACAACCACAAGGGGCGCACUCAAAAGUCUUAAAUCUUCUACAAAAUUGACGGGGCGCCUUAUAAUGUGGCGCGCCUUAUGUGUGCACCGAGUUCCAAAAUCUAUAAAUGUGUGAUGAGCGCUCCGCUUGACUGACUGGGAGCAUUUCCUGCCGACAUGCUGCUUAUAUAGAGGAAAGGCGGACAGCAUGCGGAUGUUAAAGGGGGAAGGGUGCGCGUGAAGGAGGGCGCUAAAGGCACGCCCCCAGCAGGUAUAUAGCGCCGGUAUGUGCAUUUUGCAAAACAACAUCGGUUUGGCUAAGGACCCCCGAAAAUGGCACCUAUGAAGAGACACGCUUACGAAGCACAGUUUAAACUGUAAGCUGUCAGUUACGCGGAGGAACGUGGGGAUCGAGCAGCCGCGAGAGAAUUCAAAAUCAACGAAUCCACGGGUCGCAAGUGGAGGAAGCAGGAAAAUGAGCUUCGCCAAGUCAAGAAGACAAAGCUGAGUUUCCGCGGAAACAAGGCAAGGUGGCCCGAGUUGGAAGAACAACUCGAGCAAUGGAUUAAUGAGCAAAUAAUGUAUGUUUUACCAUGCUUGCGCCCAAUAAUACGGUGCGCCUUAUGUAUGUGUUAAGAUACAGAAAUAGACCCCAUAACCGAGAGUGCGCCUUUUGAUACGGUGCGCCCUAUGGUCGUGAAAAUACAGUAAGUCAAAUUUGAUAUUUCCCAUGGCGCACCUGAAGAGCGCUCACAGCACACUGGUUGGGAAUCACUGCACUAGUGAUACAGUGGACCCCUGCAUAUUUCUAUUUGACGGUGCGCCGCGUCACGUCAGCCGCCCUCUGCAGUUGCCGCGACGUGGCAUUCUGUGCUGCCGCCCCCUCAGCACAUGCACAAUGAAUGGCAAAGUUGCCACGGCUUGCGCGUUGCCAAGUGCAGUGUGAAAAGUACUCAUUCCACACUUUGAGAAUCACUGUACUACAUACAGUGGGUGUGUGAGAGACUUUCAUCUUAAUUACACUUAAUAAAACCACCAUUUCUUUCCGUUCCCUUAUUUUUAUAGUGUUGUUGACACAAAUCUUUCCGUUUGGGUUUAAGCCUUAUUGAGGGGCGACCACAACCAACGGUGGUCUUCCGUCUGUCCGGGUCCUCUGCGUCUUCUGCUCAAUUUUGCAGUCUACAAAGCAGACAACGUGGCUGCUCUCACUACUAGUGUCGUAACACUUGAGACCGGUCUCAAGACUGCAUUUUGAAGGUCUUGGUCUCGUCCUAGUCUCGGACUGGCCAGACUCAGGAUUUUCCGUCGAGACCAGCACUGAUGUCAUGAAUGUGAUCCUAAGGAGAAGCACUUGGUAAAAAAACAAAUACCUUCAAUUCAUGUGUUACUAACAGCCUCUGUAAUGACUGCAACCUUCGUGCCACCUUUCUCAGAUGAAUAUUUCUGGAAAGAGGUUUUAAUUUUUACCUUAAAUUGGCAUUAUUAUGAGACCCCAGCGUGCAUGUUUAGGUCACAAAAUCUGUUUCUUAAAAACAACAAAGCUCUUCAAAUCUUCAUUUUUAAAUACAAAAAAGGAUAGAUUUUUUGCAAGAAUUUAGUUGGAAAAAAUUAAGAUUUGAGCGUUUUACAUGUUGUGCUUUGAAAGAGUUGCAGACACUGUGUUUUUGGCUGUCAAAUGUAUUUUUAAAAAAAUAAAAUAAAUGAACGCAAGAUUGCUGUUUAACUGUUCAACCUUGUUAUGGUUUUAAAAAUUUUUUUUUUCAUGGUAUUGGUCUCGUCACGGUCUCAGCUUGUCUCCGUCUCGACACCCAAAAGUCUUGAGCACAAUACUACUCACGGGCUCCAACUUGCAUACAAAAUCAGGUUCUGUGGCUGCCAUUACAACUGAAGUGCUGUACUGUAUAUUGAAUUGCUUGUGUGUGCAUCAUGAGAAACACGUCACCUGAAUGAGGCGCCAACAGGAAGUCCAUCUUUAGCGGAAGGCGUGACGUCAGGCCACUGAUGAGACGCUGGUAGCCACGCCCGCCCGGAGCCAUGCUGCUGUCAGUCAAAUCCACGACGACCACUACAAGCAUCGAGAUAAAGAAAAACACUGUUCUAUACGCAAAUGCAUCUACGACUACAAGAACUAGUGUUGAGUGCUGUCAUUUUAUAUUUCAGUUUUUCCCACUGAAUAAACGGCAA